Molecule: messenger RNA, 627 nt
Organism: Medicago truncatula (barrel medic)
Lineage: Eukaryota; Viridiplantae; Streptophyta; Magnoliopsida; Fabales; Fabaceae
Exons: 3
Coding region: 1-627 (208 amino acids)
Source: RefSeq, a predicted model, not a curated record
AUGGCGCCAGACAGCGAGGGAGAUAACUGGUACACCAUCGUUUCUUCUUUGCCGCUGAAAGAGGAACCAACCGCCACUAAGAGGCAGCAAUCAACUACCUCCACAGGAACCAUAUCAUCAACGCUACCUACUCUUCGGUCUGAACUUGUGGAAGAAAUAUUGUGCAGCAAUGCAUCCAACUCUAGCAGCGUCACACAGACACAACUCAAGUGCCCAAUUUCCUUGAAUAACUAUUUGGAAAUUUGCUCUUGCGACGGUAUUCUCUGCUUCUCCUUUGCUGGACAUUCUGCUUUUCUGUGGAAUCCUUCCCUUAGAAGAUACAAUAUGUUGGAAAUUAGCAUUGGAUAUGAUAAUUUCAAUGAUGUUUAUAAGGUUGUUGCUGUUUCUUUCUUCAAUGACAAAAACAGAGAAGUUAAUGUUCAUACUUUGGGUACUAAUUAUUGGAGGAGGAUCCAGGACUUCCCGUAUUCUCAAUCCAUACCUGGACCGGGUGUAUUUGUGAGUGGUACUAUUAAUUGGUUGAUAUAUGAUGUUUCAGUUUCAAGUGGUGUGGAACAAGAAUUCUUGGAUGAUGCUGCAGAAGUGAAAUGGGAGAGGUCACUGGGAAGAAGAAAUGACCUCUCCUAA